This is a messenger RNA of Exophiala xenobiotica, 2108 nucleotides long. RefSeq lists its product as uncharacterized. Gene Ontology annotation, molecular function: fructose-bisphosphate aldolase activity. Lineage: Eukaryota; Fungi; Ascomycota; Eurotiomycetes; Chaetothyriales; Herpotrichiellaceae. Gene Ontology annotation, cellular component: cytosol. Gene Ontology annotation, biological process: glycolytic process; fructose 1,6-bisphosphate metabolic process. The record is from RefSeq and is a predicted model, not a curated record. The coding region runs from base 739 to 1851 and encodes 370 amino acids. The transcript has a single exon.
AACAUCUUUUAUUACUCUUAUGCUUCUUCUUCUUCUUCCCCUAAGCAUGAACAGUUAUCCCAACUGUCGAUCUCCUAGUGUACGAUACGCAGGCUGGUCGUGGCCGGUAGUGCCGGUACAGGCAUUGACUUCUUCGUCAGACCUGUCAGACCUGUCAGACGACCCAUUUUCAAUUGAUGCCCAUUUCCGAGUCUGCAUCAAUGAUUCUCGUCCUUAAAGCUCUUAUGUUGCAACGGCCCAACAUUCCCUUCUCACCUUUUGAUCUUUCCUUAACAGCCGCAGGAUCCUGUCUCGCUGCUGACUGGAUGCUGUUGACACUUUGGGACAAUGCAGCCUAAUGGUCUGCGCUAAUGAAGCGAGACAUGAACAAGUUUCCAAUGAUGCUUUGGAGACAACCGUCCACCUUAUACGACACUCUGCCAACCCGCUGGAGAAAUGACAAGACUGUAUAUGGACCUUUUUAGUCAUCCUUGCUCCUUGCUCCGCAUUCACGAGGACAUGACUAAAAAGUGAGGACCUUCACCCUCCGUUCGUCCAAGCAUCGACGAGUUGAGAUGAUACGUCAUCAAUCUCCGCAUUACAACGAACUUCAUAUGUAUUUAUGAAGUCAGGAGUGGUCAGGAGAUAUCGAAACCUCCGUCCGGGCGAAUGUUUACCUAUACCACGCCUAUAUCCAUCAGUACCCAGCACAUUUCCAACUCAUAGUAACCCCCGGUACAAUCAACAGCAAUCGCCAACAUGUCCGGACGCAACUCAGCACCACUCCGUCCCCAGACGUUCAGCCCUCCGCAACCCCUCGAGCAUGCCGAGGAGAUGCACAAGACGGCCCUGGCGAUCGGAGCCGACGGCAAAGGCCUCCUCGCCGCCGACGAGUCUACCGGCUCCAUCAAGAAACGACUCGAGAAAGUCGGCAAGGACAACACCGAAGACAACCGCCGCGAAUGGCGCGACGUCAUGUUCACCGCCGAAGGGGACUUUGAAUCCCACAUCUCGGGAAUCAUCAUGUUCGAAGAGACGCUCAUGAAACACGACUCCCGGCUCGAGUCUUCCAAAUACAAGGGCAAGCCGUUCGUGGACAUUAUCAAGUCUCGCGGCAUCAUCCCCGGCAUCAAAGUCGACAAAGGCACCGUGGCCUUGCCGCGCACCGACCCGGAAGAAACCACGACGCAAGGUCUCGACGGCCUUCUCGACCGGUGCAAGACAUACUACGACCGCGGCGCGCGGUUCAGUAAAUGGCGAAGCACCUACAUCGUCUCCGCGACGACGCCCUCAUCCCUCGCGAUCAUGGACAAUGCCGAAGUCCUCGCCCGCUACGCGGCCAUCAGUCAACAAGCCGGACUGGUCCCCAUCGUCGAGCCCGAGGUGCUCAUGACCCACCACCAGUCCAUCGAGCGGUCCAUCGAGGCCCAUAUCGCCGCGUACUCUGCGCUAUUCGAGCGCCUGGCCUUACACAAGGUCGAUCUCGCCUCUCUUGUGCUCAAAGCCAGCAUGGUCACGCCAGGUGACAAGUAUGCCGGUGGCAAAGCCGAUCCCGAACAAGUCGGCGAGGCGACGGUCCAUGUGCUAGCCAAGACGGUCCCACCGUUGGUGCCGACUAUCGUCUUUCUCUCUGGAGGAUUCAGUGACGCCGACUCGAUCGCGUACUUGAAUGCAAUCAACCAACAAAAACAGAAGAACCCACGCCGCGCCCCUUGGGCCCUGACGUUCUCGUUCGGACGCGCGUUGCAGGGCGUAGCCAUGGAGGCGUGGGCCAAAGGUGACAUCAAAGAUAGCCAGAGCAAGUGGUGUGAUCGAGCGAAGUGGUGUGGCCAGGCAGCUCAAGGCAAGUACAAGGGUGAAUGUCCGUCAUAGCCACUCGGGGUUGUGUGAAAUGUAAAUAGCGUCUUUUUGCCCAUUCUGCACGUACAUGGGCAGGGCUAUAGUUCCUGUAUUAAUCCCAAGUUUCUAUAUGCUCAGAUAAUGUCUUGAAUCCUCCCAUCUUGAACCCUUCCAAUCCUACACCUGCGUGGCUUAGUUUCCUGAUUGCAAGGAAAAGAAAAUACUGGACAGGACAACCGCAUGGAUUUUGACAGAAAAGAACACGCAAUUUAGAGAUAUCGAACUUCGAA